Messenger RNA from Penicillium mononematosum, 246 nucleotides. RefSeq lists its product as uncharacterized. The transcript is spliced from 2 exons. Lineage: Eukaryota; Fungi; Ascomycota; Eurotiomycetes; Eurotiales; Aspergillaceae. The record is from RefSeq and is a predicted model, not a curated record. Bases 1 to 246 code for a protein of 81 amino acids.
AUGCGACUGUUGAGUCCAUCAAUGUCGAUGCCUUCCCCAAGGCGAACAUAUACGGCAAAGCACAGCGACCCAGCAUAUAUACCCGAACUGCGAUCGCGCGGUGUGGUCCCUUCUACAGAGAAGGUACCCAACAACGAACUGCUAGACGACUGGAAGGAUGUCGAAGCCGUAGUGCCCACUCUCGUCGCCGCAUCUCAAACACUUGCUCGUCACCUUCCCAAUAGUCCGUCCACCAAGUCAAACUGA